Molecule: messenger RNA, 687 nt
Organism: Camarhynchus parvulus
Lineage: Eukaryota; Metazoa; Chordata; Aves; Passeriformes; Thraupidae
Product: early nodulin-75-like
Exons: 3
Coding region: 1-687 (228 amino acids)
Source: RefSeq, a predicted model, not a curated record
AUGACUGAGCAGAGCGGAGAGGGGGCGUGGCCAGCCCGCCUUCCCGCUCUGGUGCCGGCGGAGGACGCGGCUGCCGGUCCGCGACCACCCCAGAGGGAGCAAGGGGACCCCCGGGAACAGCCAGGACCAGAGCGGAGGGACCCCCGGGAGCACCGAGAACCAGAGCAGAGAGACCCUCGGGAGCAGCCAGGACCAGAGCAGAGAGACCCUCGGGAGCACCGAGAACCAGAGCAGAGAGACCCUCGGGAGCAGCCAGGACCAGAGCAGAGAGACCCUCGGGAGCAGCCAGAGCCGAACAGGAGCAGAGGGACCCCCGAGACAGAGCAGGAGCGAGGGGAUCCCCGGGACCACCCAGAACCAGAGCAGCGGGACCCCCGGGAGCAGCCGGGAACCGAACAGGAGCAGAGAGACCCCCGGGACCAAGCAGGAGCAGAGGAACCCCCGGGACCGAACAGGAGCCCCGGGACCACCCAGAACCAGAGCAGAGGGACCCCCGGGACCGAGCAGGAGCGGAGGUUCCCCCGGGAGGGCUCAGGACCGAGCAGGAGCGGAGGUUCCCCCGGGAGCAGCGGUUCCCCCGUGCCGUCGGUGCUGCAGGCAGGUACGUGGGGUGCAGAUGUGCCCAGCUGUGACCCGCGGCUGUUUCUCACCCUCCGUGACCCCGGGGGGUUCUCGGGGCGCCCCUGA